AUGACAUAUCCUUCUGCAGGUAAUCAACAGCAUGGCAUUGGUGACUUUCGUAUUCCCAAGGUAGCAAUGACAAACCUAAGUGGCAACAGAAUUAAUAUAAGCUCUAUUUAUCCGUAUCGUGGUAUCAGUCGUAGUAAUUCUUGCAUCCUUCAUUCAUCGUGGGGAAUGUAUCAAUGUAAUUAUGUCUCUGACCAUCGUAUGUUGAUCAUUGAGAGUAUGGAUUCAGAUACUGAAACACGACGUAUUUCGCCUGUUGCUAUCAUGUCUAAUAAUGGCUAUAUUGAUUUGAUCAACGGACCUAGCAAUCAUCUUGUUUGCAAUGGAUAUGCCUGUCGACGACGCAUUUCAACAUUCAUGGCCAUUGUUAAAUCAGGACAAGUAUAUCAGAUCUAUUUAACAAGUACUCCACCGAAGCGUAUACGUUUUCGACUUAUUAAUGCUGAUUCAACAAUUAAAUGCAUAUUGGCUUUGUACUACAAUUCAUUACAACAGAUUGACGUUUAUGCCAAUACUGUUUACAUGUCACCAAUUAACCGGGAUCCGAAUUCAACUGUUCUCAAACUUCUUGAUCAACCCAACAAUCUUACCUUUUCAUCACCGCCCGGUGCUAAUUAUUUUGACAGAACCUAUCAAUUAACUUAUUUCGUUAUCGAUGGUAAUACGAUGGUAGAAUUAAAAAUGUCACCACUGCUUAUUCUCAAUUUCGGACUACCACCGAUGGAUCCAGCCAUGUUUUACACUGGUAACAUUCGUGCCAAUUUAGCUGCUCUCUUCAAUAUCAGUCCCGAUAAAAUUCGACGUGUUAGUAUUAUAUCAGCUUCGAAUCAAACGUAA
Molecule: messenger RNA, 834 nt
Organism: Rotaria sp. Silwood2
Lineage: Eukaryota; Metazoa; Rotifera; Eurotatoria; Philodinida; Philodinidae
Source: the annotation of a GenBank genome assembly